UGGUGAAUCAGGCAGCCAUGUUGUGGUACCAUGGAUUAAGGACUCGCCGCCUUCGAGAAACCCACAGGUAGCAGAGAGCUCGUACCGUCCCAAGAAUACUUCUAUGGUCGCUAUCGCCUAUAAGGAUAUCCUCUGUCAUCCCGCAAGAAAUUAUCUCCAGAACUUUGUACUACCCACAUCGCCGCAACAUCAGGUCUAAGAAAGCCAGCACACUCCUGAAAGUAAACAAAUUCGAAUGUCGCACUGCCGCCAGUUCAAGACUGUUUCAACGCCGCUUAACGAAAGCAAUGUCUCCCUCCACAAACUCCCUGGGACCGCUCCGUCCGUCUUCACUCAGCAUCUACCGAACGUACAAGCGCGAGACGUCGACUGUGAUCGGCUGGCUCACAUCCUUUGAGAAAACGGCUGACAACUCCAAGGAUGACCAGAACCCUAUACUGCGAGAGUUGACUGUACGGCAGAUCGCGGAUCGUGCUCGCAAGGCCGCAAGCAUAGGAAUUAGGCCACCGAAGGACAUCGAGGCGGCGUUCAAGAUGGUCAUCAUGAAUCGCAGCAGGUUGACUAAGCACUACAAGUCACUAUCGUCAUCUUCGUGAAGCAUUCAAGAAUCGACUGAAGGCCACAAGGUCUUCAACGAGACACUAGCUGAGGCUUACAGGUUACUCUUCCCGAAGCUGAAGUUGAAAAGAGGUAAGGCAAAGGUAAUACAGAAGGAGCCGCCGAUGCUUUCGUCUCAGAGC
This is a messenger RNA of Alternaria alternata, 740 nucleotides long. RefSeq lists its product as hypothetical. The transcript has a single exon. Bases 288 to 596 code for a protein of 102 amino acids. Lineage: Eukaryota; Fungi; Ascomycota; Dothideomycetes; Pleosporales; Pleosporaceae. The record is from RefSeq and is a predicted model, not a curated record.